This is a messenger RNA of Meriones unguiculatus (Mongolian gerbil), 3064 nucleotides long. RefSeq names its product G protein-coupled receptor 55 (gene Gpr55). The record is from RefSeq and is a predicted model, not a curated record. Gene Ontology annotation, biological process: phospholipase C-activating G protein-coupled receptor signaling pathway; positive regulation of Rho protein signal transduction. NCBI's taxonomy places the organism in Eukaryota, Metazoa, Chordata, Mammalia, Rodentia, Muridae. The transcript has a single exon. Gene Ontology annotation, cellular component: membrane. The coding region runs from base 3 to 947 and encodes 314 amino acids. Gene Ontology annotation, molecular function: G protein-coupled receptor activity.
ACAUGAGCCAGCUAGGGCGUGGCAACUGCUCCUUCGAUGAUGUGGAUAAGCUGACAAGUACCUUGCAGCUGGCAGUCCACAUUCCCACCUUCCUCCUUGGCCUGGUUCUCAACGCAUUGGCCAUCCGAGGCUUCAGGGCCUUCCUGAAGAAGAGGCAGCCAGAAUACAUGGCCACUUCCAUCUACAUGAUCAACUUGGCCGUCUUCGACUUACUGCUGGUGCUCUCGCUCCCAUUCAAGAUGGUUCUACCGCAAGUGGAGUCCCCCCUCCCCGCCUUCUGCACCCUGGUGGAGUGCCUCUACUUCAUCAGCAUGUACGGGAGUGUCUUCACCAUCUGCUUUAUCAGCCUGGACAGGUUCCUGGCCAUCCAGUACCCGCUCCUGGUCAGCCACCUCCGGUCCCCCAGGAAAAUCUUCGGGAUCUGCUGCAUCAUCUGGAUCCUGGUGUGGGUGGGAAGCAUCCCUAUCUACACCUUCCACAGGGAAGUGGAGCGAUACAAGUGCUUCCACAACAUGUCCGAUGGCACCUGGAGCGCCAGGGUCUUCUUCCCCUUGGAGAUCUUCGGCUUCCUCCUUCCCUUGGGCAUCAUGGGCUUCUGCUCCUAUAGGAGCAUCCAGAUUCUGCUGGGCCUGGGCCGUCGGGACUACACCCAGGAGGGGGUCCAACAGAGAGCCUGCAUCUGGACCAUCGCUACCAAUUUUGUCAUCUUCGUGGUCUCCUUUCUCCCAGUGCACCUAGGCUUCUUUCUGCAGUUCCUGGUGAGGAACGGCUUCAUCUUGGAGUGCAGGGUCAAGCAGGGCAUCAGUUUGUUCCUGCAACUAUCUCUGUGUUUCUCCAACGUCAACUGUUGCCUUGACGUUUUCUGCUACUACUUCGUCAUCAAAGAAUUCCGUGUGGGCAUCAAGGCCCAGCUGGUCCGCCAGGACACCAUGAUCACCAGGGGUUAGGGGAAGGUACCCCUCUCAAGAGAAGGAAAUUCCAGUCCCAAACUCUCAUAAGGAAUGUCCUGUACUCCCCUUUUUUGACACUCGAUGAGUUCCAUCUUUGUUCUCUACACCCCUAAGACCUUUCCACAGCACCUGGAUGGCUGACAUUGGGUUUGCUAAAGAACCAGGUGAUGCAUUCAUUUCUAAGUCCAAACUGUGUGAAGCAGAAGAAUCAAAAAACAAAAGAAAGCAACAACAAAAAAGGUGACUGGCCUUCCAUCUUGGACAGCCUGGGAAGCAGUUCAUUAGACCAGUAUGAAGGGGAUUAGAGAAAAUUGUUUUUAACUUGGUUCAGGCCAUAGCAGAAUGAAGAAGUCCUCAUUGGGUCCUGGUUGGGCAUCUGACACUGGUGACAGUGUUUAGGGAGCUGAUCAGGAAUUGGGGGGGGGAGUGUAUCUUCUCCAGGCAGCAUAAAGGCCUGGAUUUGAGGGAGGUGGUGAGAUGCACCCCAGUUCCUGGAAGGAAACUACAGACAGCUGAAUCACGGUUGGAUCCUUCAUCAGCUCGUUUUGCUCUGGAGAAGGAGCCCACAGUGACAGCUGAAAGGCUGGACUGAGAUGACUCAGCCAUUCCAGAGAUUGAAGUGAUUAGAAGGAUAAAUUGCAUGGUCGUUUUUUGCAAAAUGGAAGGAGUAGGCUGGGAAGAAACCGGUGAGACUUCACUCGAAUUAGACAUGGGAUUUUAGGAAGAAAAGCAGUCACAGCUCCAACUAACUAGAUCCUACAGGAUAAGAGGCUGGGGGAGGGGGAGGAGAAGAUGGAGAGGCAGCUAUAAUCUGGGACGUGCCCACAGAGUAGAAGAUGGAGAUGAGCCGAGGUGUAGGAGAAAGGAGGAAGGAAGGGGAGGAAGGGGAGGAGGGAAAUAGAGAAGAGGACAGAGGAGGAAGAGGAAGGCAGAUGGGCAGGGAGGGCUGAGAGGCAUGAAGGGGAAUAGGAAAGGUGAAUAGGGAGGGCAGAGGCAGGUGGCUUCUUCCUAAGAGUCCAUCACUCCUCCAUUGGAAGCCAUUGAAGGGACGGCACUUCCAGGCCAUGGUGGCCGUGGAAGUGUUGAGGUAGCACUUGGAGCCAACUGUGGGCCACUGAAGGAAUAUUUAGGGAAGAAUGAGUUAAGGACGUUGGCAGUGGCUGUAGAGAAGUGAGAGUACCAAGGACCAGGGUCCCACCUCAGGGCUGGGCCUCCAGGAACCCACUGGUGGAGAUUCAGAGCCAUGUAGACUUAAAGAUGAGGCUCCCAGCCUUGGAUGCGGUUUUGUCCCACAGCCGUCUUGGACAGAGAUACCCCUUGUGACACUGAGACAGUCACAGAAGGACAUUUGGGGCUGCUUUAGGCUAGUCCAUGAGUGAGUGGGUCUUGGGACCACCUCCUCCAUGUUCUCUCCGAGUGAGGAGCUGUCAGCCCGCCCAGUAGAGUCAGGUGGUCCCCUCCAAGUGCAAGCGUGUUUGCCAGGCAGGAGUCCCCAGAGCAAGGGCUUAGCAGGCUGAGUAGCCACCAUCCCCAUCAACGACCAAAGCUAAAACCUGCUGUGUGUUGCAAAACUUGAGGUCCCAAGAGGACCAUUACCAAAGAAGGCAGAAUAUCUAGAGCCAUAAACUGAGGAAAGGUAGGGGGUGGCAGGGAUGGGACAGCUGGCUCCCAUUGGCAACCUGGAGAUGGGGGAGCGGCAUGGAUAGGGCUUGAGAAUGCACUGAUUCAUUCCAAAAUAGUGACAGGAAGGAAAUUCUUGUCUUUUCCCAUGGAGACUUACCUGGUGUGUAUCCAAAUCCCCAGUCCCAUGGGUCCUCAGCUGGCAGUUGGCUCAGCGGCACAGGAAAUGGGGAGGGUCCUCGUUAGAGCUGGGGUAGAGCAGAUUGCAGCCAGCGAGUAGAGGAAACCCAAUUGCGGAAAAGGCUCCGGUUCCUGUUACUAAAGCCGGUGGGGCCAGAAGCUAUUGUUUAGCUGUAAAGGAGACCACCGCCCAGCCUAGAAAAAAACAACCCGACACAUCGGCCGCAUGCACAGCCAUGACAUCUAGCAAGUUUAAUGGGAAAACCAAUUUGAUUAACGUGAUUUACCAAAUAAAUUCCUACAAUGCACUGUGA